AGAAAACGCGGCAGCUAAGGUCCUUUGGCCGAGGUGCAGGUACCCUCCUCGGCUCCUCGGUAAACACAGGACGUCGCAGCGGCGCGCGCUCAAACCAUGUCAUCUGCGUCCAGUCGCCACGCGCCCGUCAGGCCGCGCUCCUUUGCCGACCUCGUUCCGGACAAGUGGCAGCCGGGACUGCAAAAGGCUGGAAAGGUGGUUGGGACGCCCACGUGGAUGGAGGAAGUCACAACUCUCUGGAAGGAGCAGCCCGUCUCCGAAGUCGCCAACCGGGCCGUCUUUGAAUUCGUGUCGCACCUGCCGAAUCUCUUUCAGUCGCCGCAGCCGCCACCCCCCUCUCCGCCGCCGCCGCUGCCUCCACCUCCACCGUCAUCGCCGCCGCCGCUGCCGCCCCCGCCGCCUCCACCCCCGAUGCCUCCGCCGCCAUCGUCGCCUCCGCCGCCUCCGCCGCCGCCUCCGCCUCCGCCGCCGUCACCGCCGCCGCCGCUCUCCCCGCCGCUCUCGCCACCGCCGUCUCCGCCACAGCCGCCGCCAACUCCACCACCGCCACCCCCUCCGCCGCCUCCUUCGCCGCCGCCGUUGCCAUUUCCGCCGCCCCCUUCGCCUCCGCCGCCCUCGCCUCCACCCUCGCCCCGCCCGCCCCCCAGCCCUCCGGCAGACUGUUUCUACGAGUGCGGCGAGGCAGGCGGUGUCUGCGAGGACGUGUGUGGUGUCGGAGGCGCGCGACACGGCUCCGCGCCCGCAGUACCUUCGCUCCUCUCUCCCCUUCCUUCCGCCCCCCCCCUCACACGCCCUCCUCGGGAGCAGGCGCCUGCUGCAGGAGCGGCUUCCCCGCCCCCGCCUGCCCGGAGGUCGCCUGCGACGGCUUCCACUGCUGCGUGGACGCCGCGCACCUUCCUCCGCCCUCGCAGCCGCCUCCCGCCUGCGAGUGCCCCAAGAUGUUUCCGGUCUGCUACGCGCCGGACGCGUCCUGCUACCACACCGCCGGGUCCUUCUUCGCGGGCGACCGCCUCGCAGAGGGUGGAGCUCGCCCCUCCGACCUCCCUCCUCCUCUCACCGCUGUCGACUGUGCCUGUGGUGUAGGGGAUACCUGCCGGUGGGAGUGCACCUCCGACUACAUCCCUCCGCCGCCGUGAGCACUCGAGCGGCCUCCUCCCCCCCUCUCUCCCUGCCGGCUCCUCACGCCCCGCUCUUGCGAACAGGCCCUCGACGGGCGGGUGGUGCCUCCCCCCUUUCUGCAGCCACCUGGCCCGCGAACCGGAGGCGGCCCACGCACCCGCCCUCGGCGCGGGGCCGGCGGCGGCGCGGCGGUCGUGGGCCGCUCUCUCCGCCGCUCUGGCGGCGGCGGCGGCGGCGGCGGCGGUGUGGCGGCGGCGCCGGCAGCAGGCCGCCGAUCACGGGCGCGCGCAGCAGCUAAUGUGAGAGCCGAUGCGUGCGCUCGCGGCCCCAUUGCGCCAUAAAAAUUAAAUUCGAGAUGCGCGCGCUCCCGCAUCGCUCAUCGGCUCCCGUGUCCCGUCGGCUCGCUCUCCUCGGCGUGUGUGAUGUCAUGUGUGCGCAUUGUUCACCGUUUCCCUGGGCACACCUGCGCUGUUUGCGUGUGUGAUGAGUGUGCUUGUGAGUUGUGUGUCAGUGACAGUGCGUGUGGUGUGUGUUCUGUGCGUUGUGUGGUGGCUGAGCGCACCCAGCGGGCCGGAUGAUCGGGAUCGGGUUACGGGCAAGAGAGCCCUAGCCCCGGGGGUGCGCGUUCGCAGGGAAAGGGCCGUAAAGU
This is a messenger RNA of Emiliania huxleyi CCMP1516, 1768 nucleotides long. RefSeq lists its product as hypothetical. Lineage: Eukaryota; Haptophyta; Isochrysidales; Noelaerhabdaceae. The record is from RefSeq and is a predicted model, not a curated record. The transcript has 2 exons. The annotation marks the transcript as partial.